Messenger RNA from Thecamonas trahens ATCC 50062, 1932 nucleotides. RefSeq lists its product as uncharacterized. The transcript is spliced from 3 exons. Lineage: Eukaryota; Apusomonadida; Apusomonadidae. Bases 1 to 1650 code for a protein of 549 amino acids. Gene Ontology annotation, molecular function: phosphatidylinositol-4,5-bisphosphate binding. Gene Ontology annotation, cellular component: plasma membrane; TORC2 complex; cytoplasm. Gene Ontology annotation, biological process: TORC2 signaling. The record is from RefSeq and is a predicted model, not a curated record.
AUGUCCGAGCCGUACCAGUAUGCGGUGACUCGUCGGCUACAGGUGGAGCUGGCCACGGGAGAGAUGUCGGCAACAACACAGAGGCUGCUGGUCGAUGACGAUGGCGACAAGGAGGCCGAGCUGUCGGGAGAAGCCUACACCGGCCCGCUGGCCGUUACCUCGGGCGUGGUCACCGCCGGCGGCACGCUGCUGCUCACAGACCCAUACGGCUUCCACGCCAAGCGCGAGCAGGACGAGGGCAGGGCAACAGCCUCUGCCGCCGAUCUGGCCGCCACCGACGAGUACUACCCCUCAGAUGUGUACGACGUCCGCAACACCAACCUGUACUACGGCAAGACCGCGUCUGGCACAGGCGCUGUGGCUACAGGCGCGACCGGGGCGGGUGCGGCCGGCUGCACAGCCGCAGCGGGCACUGACCGCAGCGACGCGUCGGGCUUUAGCUUUACCAAGCUGCCGCUGCCUAGGCCUGGCGAGGCAAGUGAUGGCGUGCCGAGUGUGGUGGUCAACGGAGUGCGGGCCGAGGCACGGGCGGAGAAGCGCAAGUCAGCGCUGAGCGGGAUCAUGGCGGUAGAAGAGGCACGGCGCCGGCGGACGGCACAUCUUGCAGGCAAAGCAUCCGCGCUGCGAGUUUUUGUCUCGUUUGCACCGACCAAGGCCGCACCAGUUCCGCUCUCUAUUCCACAGUCGUCGACGAUCGAGGCCAUCGUGACGGCCACCAUCGAGGCGUUCAACGCCGAUCCGAGCAGAGACACCAAGCUCGAGCCCGACGCGCGAUUCUACCAACUGCGGCUGACCGACGACGACGCGGGAACCCCCGACACCGAUCUCCCGCCGCUGGAGAGGACUCAAAUGCUGCGCAACAUCGGGUGUACCGAUUUUGCUCUGGUGGUGAAUCCGAAGGCACCGGCGGCGCGGUUGGCGAGUGGCGGCGGAACCAGCAAGCGGCGGUCGGUUGUCUUUGCAGCGGCGGAUCAGGUCAAGGAUGGUGAAAUCUGCCUCCGCAUCGAGUUACCGGACAAGACAACUUCUGCGGUCAUUGUGCCGGAGGAGUUGACGGUCGGCCAGUUUAUCACCACGGUCUGCCGCAAACGGUCGCUCGGCUCCGACUUCGUCGAUGCGUACAUUCCAGGCAUUUCUGUGGCGCUCAACAAGGGCCUCGUACUCCGCGACCUCGGGGCAACAGAGAUCUCGCUGGAGGCGUCAACGCCGACGUCGCUGGCGGCGGCGCGGCGCAACUCGGUGGCAGCUGCGGCGUCGACGGACACCGGCGACUUUAACCACAUGUUCAACCAGUUUACCGCCAUCAUCUACAAGGAGUAUGAGGUGACCAAAAUCAACAAGGCUGGCAAGCGGCAGCCGCGGGUCCUCGGCAUCGACGACAAGCGUAUCACUAACAAGAUCCCCGAGUCGGAGAAAAAGUCGGGCCUCAUGUCACGGUUCGCCAAGAAGAACCCCAAGCGCCCCUUCCGCAACGUCGACGAGAUCAUCAACAUUGAGCACUCGGAACACCUCGCCGACGGCAAGGCCUUUUCUAUCUACUUUCGCGGUGAUGAGCACACCGACUACGAAGCCAUCAGCAGGUCGCAGGCGUCGGAAAUUGUGGCCAAGAUCACGUACCUCAUGGGUAUGGCCGAGUCGUCUGAGCGGUAGCAUGCUGUUUAACCCUUUACUGUACGGAAUGGACAAACUUGUCCAUCGCGCAAGCCGCGCUCCGCGACGCUCCACAGACGUCCAUCAAUCGCGGUAAAGAGUAAUACAAUGGGCUAAUGGCUGCCACAACAAAAAACAGUCGGCGAUGCAGAGAUGGACGCCGCACGCGCAGGCCAAGCAGGCGUCGGUCGGUGGCCUGGAAGUCAAGCAUCAUCGAGUUGUUCACUUUAAGACGCGCGACAACGCGUCCGAACGACCGAACCGUAAAGGGUUAACACUGUG